CUAGUGAGCGGAGAGCGCAGCUAGCUGACGCAGCUGCGUCCAGCAACAGUUAACGGCGGAGUCCAGUUAGUCGGAGCUGGGUGUGAGUCACUACGCCUUUAGUGGUUGUAAUUUACAAUGAAGAAAUUAAAAAGGCCCACAUCCUGACGUCCACAUUGUGGUCAAUGACAGUCUGUCGCGGCGUCGGUGACUGACAUGGACGCUAGUGACAAUAAGGAUGUGAAGCUUUCACCUGAAGUGGAACCGUUCAUCCCACAGAAGAAAGGUCUUGAAGGAUCCCUAGUCAGCAUGAGUCUUUCUGGCGAGCCGGGUGGAGGAGGAGGGGGUGGAGGUAUAGGAGGAGGCAGUGGAGGGGUGGAAACCACUCCCAUACCCAGCUACCUCAUCACCUGCUACCCUUUCGUCCAGGAGAGCCAACCCAACAGACAACACCCUAUGUAUAAUGGAGGGGAGCUGCGCUGGCAGCAGCCUAACCCCACCCCUGGUGGUCCAUACCUGGCCUACCCCAUCUUGUCUUCCCCCCAGCCUCCUGUCUCAAAUGACUACGCUUACUACCAGAUUAUGCCUGCUCCAUGCCCGCCUGUGAUGGGCUUCUACCAGCCCUUCCCUGGCACUUACGCAGGGCCAGUGCAGGCCGGAGUGGUCAAUCCCGUCUCUGCAGACGUCAGUGAAAGGCCGCUGCCUCUGGGGCCGACCUAUGGAAUGGCCAGUCAGAGAGGGAGAGGCAUGGUUCGAUCGAAUGUUAUCCCAAAGCAACAUUUGGGUGUGUGUCAGCCUCCAAGGGGUCGCCGGCCUCCAACUAGAAAUGUAGCUGUGCAGAAGGAGGUGUGCACCUUAGGGCCUGACGGUCGGACCAAGACCGUCAUGUUGGUGGAUGCAGCACAGCAGACCGAUUUCCCGGGUGAGGUAUCAGGGCGGUGUGCUGCUGAGCGGGUUAGUCCCCUGCUGUGGAAGAACCGAACAAAGAGAAGACGGGCCUCCCAUCCAGCUGAAAGCUACAACGAGCAGGGCGCCAGUGAGGCCGAUAUAGACAGUGACAGCGGCUACUGCAGCCCCAAGCACAACCAGGCGACUGGGGCGACACAACGAACAGCAGAGACUACAGUAGCACCUAUGGGAGUAGAAGCCGGUGUAAUGACGGUAGCAGGCACCUGGGUGAAUGUAGCAUCUCAGGCUACACCCAAGUCCUGGGGAGACAGAAACGGCCAGUUUCACAGAGCAGAUCCGAGGAAGAAUCCUGAACAGAGAAACUUCUCACAGGAUUUCCACAGUGGUUAUGCAGGGCGAAUGCCGCCCAACCAGUCAGAACCACGUCUCCAGCCAGCAGCCGUCACUGGCACCGAUCUCACUCCAGAGCCUCUCUUCUUCGAGGAUGAAGAUGAGUUCCCAGAUCUUGCAACUGGAGGGGCUGCCCAGCGCAACAACAAACCAGAAACUCCUCCAGCCCAAACACACACACAACCUAAACUGCCCAAAAACCUGCUGGAUAACCUGCCAGAAAACUCCCCUAUCAACAUUGUGCAGACACCCAUCCCCAUCACCACUUCUGUUCCCAAGAGAGCCAAGAGCCAGAGGAAGAAGGCUCUGGCUGCUGCUUUGGCCACUGCACAGGAAUACUCUGAAAUCAGCAUGGAGCAGAAGAAAUUGCAGGAAGCAUUCACCAAAGCAGCAGGGAAGAAGAGUAAAACAUCUGUCGAGCUGGACCUGGGAGACAUGCUGGCCGCUUUAGAGAAACAACAGCAAGCUAUGAAAGCCAGACAACUCACCAAUACCAAGCCAUUGUCUUUUACAGUUGGAACAACUACUCCAUUCCACAGCUCAGGCUCCACCAGCGUGCCGUCCAUGUUGAAGGGUCAUCAGCAGCCAUACUCAGCCUCACAUAACGCCCUGGACUCCACCGCACCCCGCAUCAAGAGGGGAAAGGAGAGAGAAAUCCCCAAAGUCAAACGGCCAACAGCUCUUAAGAAGAUUAUUCUGAAGGAACGCGAAGGAAAGAAGGGGAAGCCAAGUGUAGAACAAGAGUCAUCGGGGCAUGAGGAGCAUGGAGACGAGUGUCUACAUUUUACUGACGAUCUUGCACGAGAGCCUGCCUCCCAAGAAGAGAACGGCCUGAGCGUGCCCAGUGAUGCAUCCCUUUCCCCGGCUAGUCAGAACUCUCCGUAUAGCAUCACCCCGGUGUCCCAGGGUUCCCCUGCCAGCUCUGGCAUUGGGAGUCCCAUGGCUUCAAAUGCCAUCACCAAGAUCCACAGUAGGCGUUUCAGAGAGUACUGUAACCAAGUGCUGAGCAAGGAGAUCGACGAGAGCGUGACUCUCCUGUUACAGGAGCUGGUUCGCUUCCAGGAGCGAGUCUACCAGAAGGAUCCUACUAAGGCCAAGUCCAAACGUCGCCUGGUCAUGGGUCUCAGAGAGGUCACCAAGCACAUGAAGCUGCAUAAGAUCAAGUGUGUCAUCAUCUCUCCCAACUGUGAGAAGAUCCAGGCCAAAGGUGGUUUGGAUGAAGCUUUAUACAAUGUAAUUGCCAUGGCGAGGGAGCAGGAGAUACCAUUUGUGUUCGCCCUGGGCAGAAAAGCUCUUGGACGCUGCGUCAACAAGCUGGUGCCUGUUAGUGUCGUGGGCAUUUUCAACUACUCCGGAGCUGAGGGCCUUUUCAACCGUUUAGUGUCUCUGACAGAGGAGGCUAGGAAGGCCUACAAGGACAUGGUGUCAGCUCUGGAGCAGGAGCAGGCGGAGGAGGCUUUGAAAAAUGACAAGAAGGUCCCACACCACAUGGGGCAUUCCCGAAACCACUCUGCUGCUUCAGCUAUCUCCUUUUGCUCCAUCUUCUCUGAGCCGAUCUCAGAGGUCAAUGAAAAAGAGUAUGAGACCAAUUGGAGGAGUAUGAUGGAGACUUCAGACGCCCUGGAGCCUGUAGAGACUGAGCCGAGUCGCCCUGCACCUUCCACAGCCGCCCAGAGAGACAGUGAGGCAGCCGCCACCAACACCGUCCCACCCAGCUCGACUGCUCCCCAGCCCCGCGCAGCGCCUCCCACGCAGGGUGAGAAAGACGAGGUCCGGGUUGACGACCGGCUGGAGCUGGCCUCACAACAGAGCACCGAGACGGGUUCUUUGGAUGGGAGCUGCAGGGGGCCGCUGAACUCCUCCAUCACUUCCACCACCUCCACCCUGGUCCCGGGGAUGUUGGAAGAGGCAGAGGAGGAGGACGAGGAGGAGGAGGACUACACUCCUGAACCUAUUUCUGUGGAGGUGCCCACCCUGAGCAGCCGCAUCGAAUCCUGGGUGUCCAAGACCCUGGAAAACCUGCAGCUGGGGAAGAGCCAAGAAAGUACGGAAGAGGAGGAGGAAGAGGACGAAGAAGAAGAGGAGAGAGGGCAGAGCGAGGACGAGGAGGAUCUCGAUUCGGCGGACAUCACAGAGACGAGGGUGGAGGGCAAAGAACAAGCGGAGGCGAAGAAAGUCACUGGUUGAAAUCAGUUCUUUUUUUCUCCGUUCUUACAUACAUUCAUUCCCUCUGUUCUGUGUUGAUCUCACGCAUCUUCUUCACAGCAGCCAGCAGCCUUCGUCUCUAACCCCUGACACCAGACAUAAUCUCAGGUAUCCAACCAACUGACCAACGCUCACACGCAAAGCAUUAACAACACGUUACAGAGAAACCGACCAACUUGUAGACACGCAGGGUUACAGACCAACCGACAACUAACACAGCGUGAGGGAUAGUAGGUAACGCUUCCUAAAAAAAGAAAACAUUCAUCUUGUAUUUUAAAAGGAUGCCCUCACUUCUCUGGCCCAUAACCUGCAACACUUGAAUUCAGAGGGAAGCUUUUGAUUUUCCUCCUCCGAAGCUGAACUCUUUUGUUUUUUUUUAAAAGAGUCAGGGACAUUUUGUGGGAGCAAGUGACGAGUGGUUAAAAAAAAAAAGUGUUGAACUGCUGUCUGUAGCUCACAGAGGAGGGAGGUUGGAACCUUUCAGCUCCCAUCUUAACUUACUCAGAGCUCAGAAGGUUUACAGCUCUGCAAGUAUUUGUGUGCUUGUGUGUGUCUUUUAAAAGGCACAUGGUUUGCAUUUAUUUUUGCUGUGUUCAUUGGCUUUAUCUCUGUACAUAAUGUGUGUUUAUUUUCACCUCGACGCUCCACGAGGGAAGGAGAGUUUCUUAAUACCUGCUUGGUUGGUGUUUAGCUUUCAUCACCGAAUAUUACAGUGUCAGGGGUUCCGUCUUUGUACCAAAACCACUCCCACCCGUCAGUCUUCAGAGAGUGUUUUUUAAUGUUCAAAUAAUAAGUGUCUCAUUCUGUAUUCAGAUGAUUCAAAUGACUUAACUUCUAAGAAGCAAAACAAGCUUUGUGAAUAUAACCUUGUCUAGGUGGUUCUACUACAAUAUGUAAUGAUUUGUCAUAUUGAUCUUGCCUAGUGUGAAAAUAUUUGGGGUUGUUCUUUUUUCCUCUGAAUGGAAUUGUCUUGAGUUCCCAGAUGCUGUCUGUGCUUCAUAAAAAAAAAAGAAAGAAAAAAAAGUUCUCCUGUUUCGUUCUCUAGUGUUUGUUCUCUGAUAGGGGGCUCAAAAGCUGACUCUUAGCAAAGCUCCAAGCACCAUUUUUUAUCAGCUUUAUUAUCAACACUGAGAUCUUUUUCCAUCCAGAAAGAAAUGUUGCAAGUGUUGUGGUAAAAUAGAAGCUAGACACAGAACUUCAUAGUAAAGUUAAUAGCAAAGCACUGCGGCCUGUGUGUGUGUAGUUUACAACAACGUGACUGAAUUAGGAAGCUGGAGGACAAGCAGGUGUUCACUGGUUUAAUAAUGCCCUAGAAAAGUCAGUUAUAGUUGCUUAUACCUGAAAUAAAUCGCCGGACACCUCUGCUAGAUUAUUUUUUUUUUGAACAGAUUUUGUAGACAUCCAGCUACAACCGUCAGUCAUAAGUCAGUUCAGCUCCCUCAAGAGGGCUGAGUCCCCACUGUAAGUCAUCACAAAGUCAUGCGCAUACCUUUGUAAAUACAAGUGUACAAAGAGAUUUUGAUUUUGCAUUGUAUUAAAAACAAUACAAUCAUCCUGUUCUUAAAGCCAUUUGAUAGUUUUGACAUUUUAACAGUUGGAAUCCAAUUUGAUAAUGGUAUUUGAUAGUGAAUCAUAGUGAGAUUUCAGCCCGUCAAUAAUGAUGCAGUGUGUAAAAUGCAGUAUGUCGGGCUGUUUGCAAUGUGAAGCCCAACGUGAGGUGGGAGAUGACAGUGUACUGAAUAUCAUACUUGGGAUUAUGAAAGUAUUUUCUAGUUUGAUUAAAGGUACGCUGUGUGUAGGCUUUUUGUUGCUACGACUUCCAUCAAAGUGUUUUGAAGUAUGUUAAUUGACAGCAAGUGUGUUUUUUUGCACUAUGUAAAUACAGUACUGGUAAAGGUCUUGUAACUAAUGUGAACAAAAAAUCAUAAUAGAAGAAAAAGGAAAAAAAACAAACAGACAAAAAAAAAAAAAAAACGGUUUAAUGAAGUACUUUUUAUCAGCGUGUUCCUCGUCUUUGUAUGGAUAUUUAAGACCGUCUCCUUCAGACUGUACAUCACUAGCAACAUUGUUAGAGGCUGUUUCUCAUAAUCCUGUUAUCACUCUUAACCUAUAUGGACUGAUGAUUAACAUCAUUAAAAUGUUGUUUAAGUAAA
Molecule: messenger RNA, 5636 nt
Organism: Stegastes partitus (bicolor damselfish)
Lineage: Eukaryota; Metazoa; Chordata; Actinopteri; Pomacentridae
Gene: secisbp2l
Product: SECIS binding protein 2-like
Exons: 18
Coding region: 196-3465 (1089 amino acids)
Cellular component (GO): mitochondrion; ribonucleoprotein complex
Molecular function (GO): mRNA 3'-UTR binding; ribonucleoprotein complex binding; selenocysteine insertion sequence binding
Source: RefSeq, a predicted model, not a curated record